This is a messenger RNA of Cutaneotrichosporon cavernicola, 1914 nucleotides long. RefSeq lists its product as uncharacterized. Lineage: Eukaryota; Fungi; Basidiomycota; Tremellomycetes; Trichosporonales; Trichosporonaceae. The transcript has a single exon. The record is from RefSeq and is a predicted model, not a curated record. Bases 1 to 1914 code for a protein of 637 amino acids.
AUGGAUGAUAUUUGCCUGGGAUUCCCCCACAUUGCACCGCACAUCCGCGAGGGCUGCUGGCUCGAGCUUCCCCGCCACAUUCCCGAGGAAACCCAGAUCCGUGCCCUCCACGGUCGGGCUGAGCGCCUGCAGCUUAUUCUGGGCGACCUGAGUACGGUUCUGGGUACUAAGCCUGGCGGGGUUGCGGCUCGGUCUCAAAUCCGCCUUGGGAUGCCCUUCCACACUCGGGAUCGUGUCCCAGAGCCGCCACUCAUCCUCGAGCGAGCGGAUUCCCCUGUGCAGAUGGUGGACCGAGGGAUCUCUCCCAUCCCUCCAAGCUUGUUGCACCAGCAACCUCCAUCGCCCAUUCUUUCCAACCCGACGUACGGGGACAACAUCCCGUUCGUUCAGCACAUGAACUCGGUGGGCCCGAACUCCCGCCGUCUGCGAGUCACAAACCUCUCAGCGACCGACAGUAGGCCUGGCACUCCAAAAUCGUUUGCCAAUAGCGACGUUGGCGAUGAUGGCAAUUAUUCCCACGGCUUACUGGAGGAGGCGACAGGCCAUCGCCGCUUUACUGGAGGCACUCCCUCCCUGUCGAGCGACUCGGCCUCGUCGAUCAAUCUGCCCUAUAUCCGCAGGGGCUCAUCGCCUUCCCGCGGCAUUACCACUGUGCAUGCUGGCGGCUUAAUGAUACACGACAACAGCAGCCUCGCAGAGGCAAUGGUCGGCGCCCCACAGCUACCAGGCCCUAAUUUCCCCAGUUCGAGCUCUCCCGUGGGAGGCGGUAUUGAUAACGACCUUACGCACACCAUUGGAGACGACAUCACCACCUUCAACGGCAACAAUUCCCCGGCCGCCAUUGCCAUUGGCAACAACCUCGCUUCAACCUCCCUCGACCACCACGUUCCCAGCACUUGGGAGGAGACUGAGCGUACAGAGAUUCUAUGGUUUCCUUGGCCACAUAGGCGAAUUCCGCCACCACCUCUCCUUCACCAGGCACCUGUUACCCAAGCCCGAUCUGGAGGCGGCGUGUCGCAUGUUGGUGCGCUCCGGGAUGAGCUACAGUCUGUCGCCUCGCAGCUCUUCGAGGAGGUCGGUGAGGAAACGGAGGAGCUGGUACGCAAUCUCCUGGGCGUGCUCGGGGUCCCUGGUAUCUUCGAGGCACUGGACGCGUCCGAAGAGCAAGAGAAUGAAGGAACGAAUGUUGCCGCGCUAUGGACGCGACAGGAAGACAUCGUCCCCCACGAAACGCCUGUGGCUCAAGCCCUCCCGCUGAGGGAAGACAGACACACUUCCGGCACUCCUCAAACCACCGUCGCAAGCCGUCCCCACGCCCCCACUGGAGUCACCGCCAUCUCGCCCUCGAUAAGCUCCUCGUCAUUCCGCGCGCAGAAAGCCGCAGUAUCGGAGAGUGUGUCUUCCUCUGACUCGAUCCCCGUUGGCAGUGAUAAGACGAAGGCGGGCCGCAGCAUCAAGCGCGGACCUCGGUCGUUGUCGCCGAAGGGCAUCCAGCCUCUCUUCCAGGGUCUUGACGCGAUGUUUGAUCGCCGCAAAGAGAAAAACGCCAGGCGCGGCGCCGACGAGAGCCUCAACGAGGGCGACACCGAGGACAGGCCCGAGAGAAAGGACAAGAAGGGCAAGUCAACAAAACCCAAGGGCGAGAACGUUCCUCACCUUGCCAAGCGGCGCUCGCUCAUUGUCCGUUUCGGCCGCCCUUCAUCUGAGAGCAAAGGACAGGGUGAGGUCUUGGAGCAGCAGAGUGCGGGUGGUCCAAGCAGCUCCCCAGCGAACAUUAACGCAGCAACCCGCAGCAAUGGUAGCUGGGACAAGAUAUCCACCACGGAGGCUGAAGGAGCAAUCACGGAGUGGGAACCCAAGCUUGGUGAGGGAUCUAUGCGCCGCCUGGCGCGCAAGUUACGCUUCGCCUCGUAG